CCUUUUCGCCCAAGCAGCAUGAACGCGGUCGUCGGCGCCAUGAUGGGGUCCUACGACCUGCAGAACGCGCAGCGCUGGCGCACCGAGGACAUGGAGCACCGCAAGCAAGAGAUCCAGUGGCGCGAAGACGACGUGAAGCGGCAGCAUGCGUGGCGGCUCGAAGACAUUGAGCGCGAGCGCCGCCUCCAGAAGCUCGAGAACGAGCGCCGGGUUACGGACGCGCGCAGCGAGCAGCUCUCGGCGGUCUCGAACCUCUCAGCACUCCUCGGCGGCUUUGCCAUGGUGGCCAACGUCGAAAUCAACUUGCCCGAGGACGUGGCGUGGAGCGUCAUGUUCCUCUACGGCACCGUCAGUGCCAGCGUCAUCUUGUGCAUGCUCUGCUGCAUGCUCAUGUGCACGCUCCUCCUCCUCGCUAUUACGCGGUACGCGUCGCUGGAUCUCGAAAACGACUUGCGGCUCCUCGACUUCGAUCAGCUCGACGUCGAGUCGCCGUUCUACGUCUGGUGGCUCAAGCGCUGCGAGAAGGACUGGCAGCUUGCAUAUGGCUUCUUCCGCAUCGGCAUCUUUCUCUUCCUCUGGACGGUCGCGCUAGUGGGCUGGGUUCAAUUUGAGCGUACGAUCUACGCCGGCAUUGGCAUGUCGGUCAUCUCGUUCCUCUCGUUUGUGUUUUGGCAAGUGCGGAUUGAGAGCAAGUGGCGUUACCUCCUCGAGUCCCCGGAUGGCGCGAGCGUUCCGCCGUCGUACCAACCCGUCUCGGACGAAGAGGCGCGCCUCCGGACGCGGUCGCUCACCGAGCUCUUUGAGCGCGUCUUUACCACACGCAACCAUACCAGCAACACCAAUACCGGUCGCACCGCUGACGUCGACGACCGGCGCACUACCCGAUACGGCGCGCUCGCGACCCCUCGGCCGUCCCACGACGCUGCUGCCAGCGAAGCCCGUCGGCGGGUGUAGCCAAUCAACAAGUGACAACACAAUAUGCCAUGCCCA
Molecule: messenger RNA, 990 nt
Organism: Saprolegnia parasitica CBS 223.65
Lineage: Eukaryota; Oomycota; Saprolegniomycetes; Saprolegniales; Saprolegniaceae
Exons: 4
Coding region: 19-954 (311 amino acids)
Biological process (GO): store-operated calcium entry
Cellular component (GO): membrane
Molecular function (GO): store-operated calcium channel activity
Source: RefSeq, a predicted model, not a curated record